This is a messenger RNA of Cinara cedri, 3947 nucleotides long. The record is from the annotation of a GenBank genome assembly. NCBI's taxonomy places the organism in Eukaryota, Metazoa, Arthropoda, Insecta, Hemiptera, Aphididae.
CGAACAUCUGUCUUUAGUGUUUUUGAAUUUUAAAUGUAUAGUUUUACGUUUUAAACGAAACUAAUAAUGUGUGUUGACGUUUUUAGUUGAUGGACCGGUGAAUACCUAUUUUUAAAACAAUAAUACAUUCCAUAUAUUUUAAUUAAACCACCUAUAGUGUAAAUUGGUAUCACAUACUGUGAAAAAUGUGUACAUACGAUAAACGAAUAAUGUGCAAAAUAAAUAAAAGUCUUUUGUUAACAUCGUUGGUAAGUUUGUUUGAAGUUUCUGACUUAUUUUUUUUAUGAAAUAUAUAAAUUGUCAAUCUGAAGAUAUUUCUACGGUUUUCAAAAAUAUUUCCUUUUACAAUAUCUUAAUCUUCUCCUUUGCCUUCAUCCUAUCUUUUUAAAGGUCAGCUAACCCCGUGCUAAAUUUCUGCUCGAACCGAUCUACCACAUCGCAUUCAUAAACUGCCAUCACUAAUUCAAAAUCACAUCUAAUCGUCGCUUUUUCAUUUUGCCUCACUACCUCUUUCUGAAACUAUUUUUUCUGCUUUUGUCUACUAUUGAAGCCACUUCUAAACUAUUUCUCAUGUCUUCGGCCCUAUCAUUCCUUGUCAAUCCAGUGACUCCUCUCAUUUAGCGAAAAAUUUUCAGCUCUGUUAUAUUCAUUCUCGGUUUAUCAUACAACACAUUAAGUAAUAUUAAAAUCUUUUGAUUCCGAUUUUUAAAAAAAUUUUGUGUCAAAACUAACAAGAUCUUGACAACAACUAUAACACAACCCAAACUAAGAUUUGGUUAAUUAUUUUUUAACAAUUUUUAUUGUUUUGUGAAACAUUAUACUUUUGGAAAGGGAACUUAAAUUUUUAAAUAGUCAAUUUUAUUUGUCUAUGAGAUAUUAAUGAUAAAAAUAAAACUGUCACCUUGGGCCGUAAUCAGGCGACGCACAGUAGUGUAAUUAUGAAAUUUUAGGUAGUAAGAAUGGGCUGAUAAAAAUGUUCAAAAAUCUAUUUUUUUUUUCUAGAAUCUUAUAAUUAGGUNCGAUAAACCGUUGUUUACAAAAAACAAUUCUAAGUGCAGUUAUGUUGAUAGUUAUGCUUUGUCAACAAUAUAUAGGUAUUUUAAACAUAAGUCAGUGGUGAAAUAAUUAAUUAUGCAUAAUAUAUUUUCUUUAAUAAUAUUUGUUUAAUAUUGUACCGUUCUUCCCGUUUUUCACAUUUGCUGGGAAAACUUUUUGGGAAAUCGAAAAAUGACCUAUCUAAAAUACCUUCUCAGUAAAUUACUUUUUUGGAAAAAGAGCUUUAGUUUUAAGUUGCUGGAAGUUUAGUUGUACACAAAAACGAGAAGAAAAUAAUAAAAUAAAAAGGUCUAUUAGAUUUAAAGAAAAAAUGUGCGUUUACAAAAUCUAAAAUAUUUUUUUUUAUACUUUUGAUAUAAUAAAAAAAAAUUGUUAUUAUUACUAAAUUUAUGUAGUUAUGCCUAGUCAUUAUUUGGGCCAUCGUUUCGAGAGUCCUGACCGAUAUAAAUACCAUAACAGUUUACCACGAAUCUCAGAUGUUCACUGUUGAUAUUGACAAAACUAAAUUUUCAAAUCCCUCUCCUGCCAUUAAGUUCUGCGUAUGCCUAUGCUUUUGUUGAAGAAUGUCAGAUUUGUCAAUAGUAUGUAUCAAGUCUGGAAUAUUUAAAGAAAUAAAGGAGAAAGAGCUUGUUCAUAAAUUUGCUGUAUCUAAUAAAAUCAAUGGAAGAAACGUUUUUUUUUUUAAAAAGACUUUUAUAAACAUUAUAAGUUUCUUUUUUACAUUACAUUAUAUCAAUUUACCUAUAGGUCAUAACUAUCAUAAUAAAUAUAUGUGUGUAUAUACAUUUUAUAUUGCGUAUAAUUUAAUAUUCAAAAACAGAUAAAUUAUAUAAUUAUAAAAUGAUGUUUUGAACUUGUAGUCGUUUUAGUAGGUAACGAAAGUAAUCAAAUUUGUAUUAAGUUGUUUUGCAUAUUUAUAUAGCAUUACAAGUAAUAUAUGUACUUUUAAUGGAACCAUGAUAACAGUACAAAAUAUGCAUAGUAAAUUUUUUUAUAUAUUGCAUAUGCACCGGGGUAGCUCCAAUCUUUAUUCCGGUCUUGUUUAUGAGAAUCCCUAAAUAUGGGCUGUUCCACGAAGGUAUACUUCUUGAAUAUCUCUGGAGAUAAUAUAUUUAAUCGAAUUUCGUUUUUUUAUUAUUAUUUCCCAUAAAUAUGAGGAGUAGAAAUACUUAAAUCCGUUUUAAAUUCUACUUAUCAGUGUGAAACCAUUGUUAUGGCACAACGUAAUUUGGUUAUAUAGCUAUAUAAUAUAUCGAAUUUCGAUGGCAAUGGUUAAUUGUUGCGUACAGAAAUACAUUAAAUUUCCCCUCUGUCUACCUAACUUCUCACUCACAGCAGUGGCCUACCCACCUGCAAAGUAUGUCCAUUUUGUUUAUUAUAUAAUGUUGACAUUAUAACUGUAAGUCGUAGAAGAGUGUUAUAAUUAUAAUUAUAAUUAAUGUUCGUGUUUUGUUUAAAAAUAAUUCAUCGCAAUUCAAGUACCUACCUAAUAUCGAAUUUAUGGAUUUUUUUUAAUCUCUUAAAUCUUUUCAACUAUAAUACAUACUAUAUAUCUACUAAAAAAAUAUUAAAUUAAUUAUGAUUCGUCGGCGAUAUUACUUUAAAAUUACUUGGAUAAUAAUUUAAGUGUAUAUUAUAAUUAUAUAUUCUUUACAUGUCAUUAUUUCUUUUGCGAAACUAGAUUAUCAUAUUGAUAAAACAAUCUUACUGUAUGGAAGCCCAAAACCAUGAAAAAAAGUUAUGUUCUUCGUUGACGGAAUACCUAAUUGAAAAUGAUUUUGAUAAAGACAAAAUGGUAUACAUUUUCAAUGAACAGCAAAGACAUAAAUGUUUCCAGGGAUUGGUGGGAAAACCACCGUUAUUGGUAGAGACGCUACACAAACAACUCGUUGACCGUUAUAAAUCUGGAAAAUGCCAACCACAAAUUGAUGAUUAUAAUUUAUUUAAUGAAAUGUACACAAAACGGAAUCCAUAUACAAAAAACUUAAAGUGCGAUUGGAUCAGACCUAAGAUACCAAACACAUUAGACAUUAUAUGCAAACAUGGUCUUGGCCAAUAUUUUUUGCAGCAUGGCACUCGUGUGUACCACCAUUUUCUUAAAUAUUUAACACAAAAAAAAAAUAGCAAGAACGAGAAAAAAAUUCCCGAAAAAGAACAAAAACAAUGGAUAAACAAUAAAACAUGGAUAGAAUACGUGUCAAAAUUACCAUUUGUGGGGAAUAAUGUUAUGUUAGUAGCAGAACAUUAUAUCAAUGCGUACUACCAUAGGAAGGAUUGCGAUAUGAUUGUAAACGAUUAUAAUGCCUAUUAUGAUUUUUUCAUGGAAAAAUAUAAAGACAUUCAUCCAAAUAAUAAAUAUAAUUAUUAUCGUGAGAGUUGUGAUUGGUUCCGGAGACUAAAUUCCCAACAUAAAUUCAUCGAAGAACUUAUAAAUUAAAUACAUUUUAGUGUUGACAUUUUAAAUUUCUGUCAACCCGAAACAGCGAUAUCCCAUUUUAAUGUAUAGGUUGUGGGAAAGUAAUGCAGCACUCAUCGUUUAUAUCACGGUCUUGCGGGACGAGGUGUUUGAAUUAUAUUCCACUGAACUCACUUUGCCCAAACGUAUAAGUGGAGUAUGAUAUCUCAAUUAAGAUUUUUGCGGAAAUUAAACAAUGUCGACUCCAAGUAUAUAUAUGCACCAAAUAUUAUAUUUUAUUACAAGAAUAAUAAUUAAUAAUUUAAAAUAUAAUUAAUUUUAUCUGUUGAUUUUCUUUACACGUAUGACUGCUAUAUACAACAUUUAAAACUGCAUGUUAAUUUUAUUAUUGUCUGUAGUUAAAUUUAGUGUGGAUUAAAUAUACUGGGUUUUGUUCCAUUAUCCAUUUUAACGAAAAUAAAAAUAAAAUAUUAGA